Messenger RNA from Leptopilina heterotoma, 456 nucleotides. Its product is annotated as aspartate and glycine-rich protein-like. The coding region runs from base 1 to 456 and encodes 151 amino acids. The record is from RefSeq and is a predicted model, not a curated record. The transcript has 3 exons. NCBI's taxonomy places the organism in Eukaryota, Metazoa, Arthropoda, Insecta, Hymenoptera, Figitidae.
AUGUUUUUUAAAUUUCUCUUCAAACUAUUGGGACGAAAUUAUGAGGAAGAGAAAGUUACUGAUGACAGGAACAAUCAAGAAGAGAAUGAAAGAAGGGCUAGAGAAAGAGAUGAAUUAAAUGAAAAUAGAAUUGAUGAAAAUUUAAAUAGAGGAAUUGAAGAUGAUCGUGACAAAGAUGAUCCUGACGACGAUGAUCCUGACGACGAUGAUCCUGACGAUGAUUUUUUUGACGACGAUUUUUUUGACGACGAUUUUUUUGACGAUGAGUUUUUUGACGAUGAUUUUUUUGACGAUGAUUUUUUUGACGAUGAUUUUUUUGACGAUGAUUUUCUUGACGAUGACUUUCUUGACGAUGAUUUUCUUGACGGUGAUGUUCUUGAGUGUGAUGUUCUUGACAGUGAUUUUGAAGAAAAUGAGGACGAUGACGAUGAUGAUGAUAUUAUUUCUUUAGAAUAA